This is a messenger RNA of Owenia fusiformis, 1311 nucleotides long. Lineage: Eukaryota; Metazoa; Annelida; Polychaeta; Sabellida; Oweniidae. The record is from the annotation of a GenBank genome assembly.
AUAUAUACAUGAUAUAUAAUACAAAAAUAUGUAUUUGCUUCAAUUAUUUCUCACUCCAGAGAUGCCAACAUUCUACUCUGAGACAGAGAAGCCCCAGUCUACCCAGAGUUCCAAGGCCCCCUCCAGUUCAAGCGCAAUACCAGCCAAGUACAAGAGGUGGAUAGUUGAUGACCCAACAGACACUAACUGCCCUCAGUGUGGCACCUUCCCCACCCAGAAAUGUCUGGAGUAUCAUCGGCAAGUUGCACACAAUAAGUUUUGCGAUGUUUGCAAUACUCGUUUGGACCACCUAGAGUUGAGUGAACUGAUGCACCAUGGGAUGCUUCACACAGAUGUAAAGCCAUUCCAGUGUGAGGUGUGCUAUAAGUUAUUUGGGUCAAAAUCUGGCCUGUUCAUACAUCAGAUCAAGAAUGUCAUGUGCACAAUGUGCUCAAAGAUAUUCCAACCUGGCAGGAUAUCCUCCCACAUGAAGGCUUCACAUGGCAUAGGUUGAACUCUUUGAUCAGAUCAGCGUGAUGUUUGUGCAUUACUUGGCACUGGUCAACCCUCAAAAUGUGACCUUGACAUAGGUUGACCCAGGGGCAAUAUUGGGGUCAGCUUAACAUUCUAACAAUAUUGGGUGUAAAAGGUCGUUUCUGACAAAUAAACAUUGACAUGUGAACUUUACAUUGAUUGAUCCCUGAAUCUCAGCAAGAUACUCCAAACUACAAUGUUGCUUGAUUCAAUUUAUUUUAUUAAUCUCAAAAAUCAAUAUAUAUGAAUAAUCUCAAAAAUCAAUAUAUAAAAAUUCAUAAAAUAUCAUACAUAAAAUCUGAAAAUAGACAAUUAGAUGUUGGUGAACAUCUCUCUUUUGAUCACAACUUAAAAAAUAUAUGGCAUUUGUAUAAAAUAAUUAAAUAAUAUAUCAAAAGCUUCACACUAUAAAUAUAUUGUACAGCAGAUUGUGAUCAUGAUACACAAAUCAUGGUUGGAUUAAUAUUCAACUCUUCAGUUCAGUAAUGCUGCAUUUUUAAAGUUUUAAAAAUAUUUGCUUCAUUUUUUAAAUUUCCCACUGAUCAAAAAAUUGAAAAGAUUGAAAUACUCUGUCAUACCUGCCAACCUACCGUAUUUUUACGGGAAUCUACCGUAAAUUUUUCGUUUUUCCGUAAAAAAAUGACAAACUACCGUAAAAAAAUACCAUUUUUUUCCCGUAAAAACGCCCGUAAAAAAAUCUACCGUAUUUUUUUCGUAAUCUACCGUAAAUUUUAUUUUUAAAAAACUCGUUUAUUCCAUGAGAACGGCCGUAAAAUCUACCGUAAAUUUUUGAAAAUC